Monopterus albus (swamp eel) is the source of this 4708-nucleotide messenger RNA. RefSeq names its product phospholipase C, gamma 1 (gene plcg1). Gene Ontology annotation, biological process: positive regulation of epithelial cell migration; phosphatidylinositol-mediated signaling; phospholipid catabolic process. The record is from RefSeq and is a predicted model, not a curated record. Gene Ontology annotation, molecular function: protein binding; phosphatidylinositol-4,5-bisphosphate phospholipase C activity. Lineage: Eukaryota; Metazoa; Chordata; Actinopteri; Synbranchiformes; Synbranchidae. The transcript has 33 exons. Bases 378 to 4322 code for a protein of 1314 amino acids. Gene Ontology annotation, cellular component: ruffle membrane.
GCGUAGUUUUUGACUCCGGGCUGGUGGUCGGCUGGGGGCAGGGCCUUGCGCUGGCUGGAUCAGAGAGCAGCCAAACUUGCGUAGUCUUGCCACGGCUCUCGCUGUCUCCCUCCUUCUCUCUAUGGACGGGCGUAGGGAAGAAGAGGACACUGGGAUUGUUGUCGUCUGAACCGCAGCGCUUUUCCAGGGCCUAGCGAUGAUUUAAUCACGGAAAACCGGGGUGGAGGAGGAAAAGGAGAAAGACGACGGGAGCGCGAGAGGAGCAACCUCAGCCGAUGGAGAUGUGUGGUUGGGCCGAGAUUGCGGCGGUAUCCCUGACUAGGCCUGGACUAAGCAGACUGUUCUGAGAGGAAACGGAUAACAAACGGGAAGUGAACAUGGCAGGGACCUCGGGCUUCUUUUCCAAUGGACCUGUUCCGUGGAUAGACAAUGACACUGAGAUGAACAACCUGUACAGAGACCUGGAGCUGGGGACAGUACUGACUCUGUUUUAUUCAAAGAAGUCCCAGCGGCCAGAGAGAAGGACAUUUCAAGUUAAACUGGAGACCAGGACUGUUGUCUGGACUCGGGGCACGGAUAAAAUAGAGGGAGAGAUUGACAUUCGAGAGAUCAAGGAGAUCCGGCCCGGUCAGAAGUCUCGGGACUUUGAGCGCUAUGUGGAAGACUCGGCAGCGCGGCUGGACCAGGGUCACUGCUUUGUCAUCCUGUAUGGCCCUGAGUUUCGUCUUAAAUCAAUCAGCCUGGCAGCAACGUCAGAUGAGGAGAUGACCAUGUGGGUGAAGGGGUUAAAUUGGCUUGUAGCUGACACGCUGAAGUCCCCAACACCGCUUCAGAUAGAGAGAUGGUUACGCAAGCAAUUCUAUGCUGUUGAUCGCAACAGAGAAGACAGGAUAUCCUGUAAGGAUCUGAAGAACAUGCUGACCCAGGUAAACUACAGGGUGCCCAACAUGAAGUUCCUCCGAGAGAAACUUCCGGACUCCGAGCUGAGGAAUGGAGAUGUGUCCUUCAGCCAGUUUUCCCAGCUCUAUCGCAACCUCAUGUUUGAUGCUCAGAAAACGAUGGAGAUCCCAUUUCUACAAAGGUUCACUGACAGACCAGAAGAGAGGAUCUCCCUAGAAGACUUCAAGAGCUUCCUCCUGGAGUCUCAGAAGGAAAUGUGGGCUACAGACAACAACAAAGUUCAGGAGUUUAUGUUCAGCUACCUAAAAGACCCCCUGAGAGAAGUGGAGCUGCCUUAUUUCCACCAAGACGAGUUCCUGACAUACCUUUUCUCCAAAGAGAACACCGUCUGGGAUUCCUCAGUGGACCAAGUAUGUCCUGACAAUAUGAACAACCCCCUGUCCCACUACUGGAUUUCCUCUUCACACAACACCUACCUGAUGGGAGACCAGUUUUCCAGUGAGUCAUCCCUUGAAGCAUACGCCCGGUGUUUGAGGAUGGGCUGCCGCUGUAUUGAAUUGGACUGCUGGGAUGGUCCAGAUGGAAUGCCAGUUAUCUACCAUGGACACACCCUCACAACAAAAAUCAAGUUUUGUGAUGUCCUGAUGACCAUCAAAGAGCAUGCCUUCGUCACAUCCGACUAUCCCAUCAUCCUGUCCAUCGAGGACCACUGUAGUAUUUUGCAGCAGAGGAAUAUGGCCACUCACUUUAAGAAGGUGUUUGGAGACAUGCUGCUGACCAAGGCAGUAGAUAUUGUGGCAGAUGGCCUACCCUCACCCAACCAGCUCAAGAGGAAGAUUCUCAUCAAGCAUAAGAAGCUGGCAGAAGGCAGUGCCUAUGAGGAGGUGUCCACCUCCGCUCCCUACUCAGAGAACGAUAUCAGCAACUCCAUCAAAAAUGGCAUCCUGUACCUGGAAGACCCAAUUAAUCAUGAGUGGUACCCUCAUUUCUUUGUUCUGACCAGCACUAAGAUCUACUACUCAGAAGAGACCUCCAAUAACCAGGGUAACGAUGAUGAGGAGGAGCACAGAGAGGUGUCCAACGGCAUGGACCAGCAUGUGACAGAGAAAUGGUUCCACGGGAAGUUGGGUGCCGGGCGGGAUGGGCGGCAGAUAGCCGAGAGGCUACUGUCUGAGUACUGCCUGGAGACCGGAGCUCCUGAUGGCUCGUUCUUGGUCCGAGAGAGCGAGACCUUUGUGGGAGACUAUACACUGUCUUUCUGGCGUUCAGGCCGGGUGCAGCAUUGUCGUAUCCACUCUCGUCAGGAGGCAGGCAGCCCCAAGUUCUACCUGACUGACAACCUAGUGUUCGACUCGCUCUUUGCUCUGAUCACACACUACCAGCAGGUGGCAUUGCGCUGUAAUGAGUUUGAGAUGAAGCUGACGGAGCCAGUGCCUCAGACCAAUGCCCACGAAAGCAAAGAGUGGUACCAUGCCAACCUGUCUAGGAGCCAUGCUGAGAACAUGCUUAUGAGGGUUCCUCGUGAUGGGGCUUUUCUUGUCAGAAAGAGGGCAGAACCCAACUCGUUUGCCAUUUCCUUCAGGGCUGAGGGUAAGAUAAAGCACUGUCGUGUACAGCAAGAAGGUCAGAUUGUGGUGCUGGGCAGCUCAGAGUUUGACAGUCUAGUAGAUCUCGUCAGCUACUAUGAGAAACACCAUCUGUAUCGCAAAAUGAAGCUGCGUUAUCCCAUCAAUGAGGACACACUGGAGAAGAUAGGCACUGCUGAGCCAGACUACGGGUCAUUGUAUGAGGGCAGGAACCCAGGCUUUUAUGUGGAGGCCAACCAAAUGCCAACACUCAAGUCCACAGUUAAAGCCAUGUAUGAGUAUAAAGCCCAGAGAGACGAUGAGCUCUCCUUCACCAAGAAUGCCAUUAUCACUAAUGUGGAAAAACAGGAAGGAGGAUGGUGGAAGGGUGACUGCGGAGAGAAGAAGAAGAUGUGGUUUCCUGCUAACUAUGUGGAGGAGAUCAGUCCAUCAGAAGCGGAGCUUGACAGAGCUGAAGUGACAGAAAACAGUCCUCUGGGAGAUAUGCUGAGAGGAAGUGUGGAUGUAUCUUCCUGUCAGAUUGUUGUCCGUCAAGAUGGAAAGGGCAGCAGGCCUCAUGUCUUCUCCCUGGUGCCAAAUACCUCCAUGCGGAUGGGCCCAAUCCUGGACAUUGCUGCCAGCAGCCUAGAAGAACUCAAGGAAUGGGUGUUCAAAAUCCGGGAAGUCACCAUGACAACAGAGGCCAAGCUGGAAGAGGGGAAAAUGAUGGAGAGGAGGAAGAAGAUUGCACUGGAAUUAUCUGACCUGGUCAUCUACUGUAGACCUGUGCCGUUUGAUGAAGAUAAGAUUGGCACAGAACGGGCCUGUUUCCGGGAUAUGUCAUCCUUCCCUGAGACUAAGGCAGAGAAAUAUGCCAACAAGAUCAAGGGGAAGAAGUUCCUGCAGUACAAUCGACUACAGCUGUCCAGGAUCUACCCCAAAGGCCAGCGAAUAGACUCCUCUAACUAUGACCCACUACCCAUGUGGCUCUGUGGGUCCCAGCUGGUAGCACUCAACUUCCAGACAGCAGACAAGCCCAUGCAGAUGAACCAGGCCCUGUUCGCGCUGAAUGGAAGAAGUGGCUAUGUCCUUCAGCCUCCCAUCAUGAGGGACGAUAACUUUGAUCCGUUUGACAGACAUACACUACGAGGCCCUGAACCAAUCACUCUAAUGAUGGAGGUCUUGGGUGCCCGGCACCUGCCCAAGCAUGGACGUGGCAUAGUUAGCCCUAUGAUUGAGAUCGAAGUGUGUGGGGCAGACUACGACAAUGCCAAGCUAAAAACAGACUCAGCAGCUGAUAAUGGUCUCAACCCCACGUGGCCCCAAAAGCCAUUCCAGUUCACAGUGUGCAACUCUGCGUUUGCCUUCCUGCGCUUUGUGGUUUAUGAGAUUGACAUGUUCAGUGACCAAAAUUUCCUGGCUCAGGCGACAUUUCCCAUUCAUGGUCUUAAGACAGGUUACCGGUCAGUACCUCUGAAGAACAGCUACAAUGAGGAUCUGGAGUUGGCUUCUCUUUUAGUCCAUAUGAACAUCAUCAGAGGCACGGAUGAAAACGGAGAGGUUCUGAGCCCGUUCCUUGCAGCCGGGGCUAUGUCAAUGUCAGCAUCUGCCCAAGCAGGGCGGGAACGUUUGGGGGAUUUGAGCUUGAUGUCUACAACUUCCUCCAACAUGUCCCCUCUGACACAGUCACCGGUCCAGGCCAUGGCCUACAGGGGCAGGGAGGGUUCCCUUGAUUCCCGCUACCAGUCCCCUAUAGAUGACUUCAGGGUGUCCCAAGAGACACUGUUAGACCACAUGGACCCACAGAACAGAAGGAUGCUGAGGCGGACCAAAGUGGGCGGAGAGAACCAUGUUUAAGUCCAAGCCAAUCAGGACGUGUUUCUGUUGCACCCCGACCCCCUCCUCACCCAGUGGUCUCUCCCUGUACUGAUGAUGUCACUGACUGCUGUGAACACUGUUUCCAUGGAAACACCCACCACUGCUUUGGCCUACAUUUCAGGCAGCUCCCCCACCCUACGCCCCUCUCUCCUCCCGUCCUGCCACCUAGCCUCCUCACCGCUCGCCUGACAAGAAGAAGGGACUCGGACGUAAGAGGAGGGAGGGGGUAGGUACUGACAGGAAGCCAAUCGCUGCAGACAGGAAGAAGAAACUGAUGCUAGCCCCUGUUGUUCCCUGGGCGGGGCUGUCCUCACUUGUGUUUGACAGUAGGUGGGCUCAACAGCUGCCUAGUUUGGAGGCUAAGA